AACCGACGAGUACCACUUUCCUAGUGUUUCCUGCUUCACCGUGUGCUCAUCUGCGGCUUUUUCAAACAUGGAGGAGGGGGAAAGAAGAAGUGCACCUACAGGCAGAAAAGAAACAACAACUGCAACCUGCCGGAGCACACCGUCAGUAUCAGAGAGUCAACCGGAGACAAGCAGCACAGCUCAUGACGCAGAUAAAAUAGAUGUCUGCUCUGACAAGUUUGACCCACUGCUGGCCUUGUACUCGCCCACCGUGCCGCUUCCUUUUCCUAAUGUCAAAUGUUUUAACAACGUGUCAGCGUACGAGAGCUUUCUGAGGGGCGGCCGGGGAAGAGCCAAGCCGGAGAAUGUGGAGAAAAAGCGGCAGAAGGCGAUGAGAGGGGUGGCGGACCCGGAGCGUAUCGCCAGACUGAAGAAGCUGAUGGUGAAGAACCCGGUGAAAGAUCCAGAGGAGGGAGAGGAGAGCACACCGAGGAGGAGGAGGCAGAAGACCCAGAAGAAUGUCCUGACGAGGAUGCCCUGUAGGUUCAACUACAGCAACACGUUGUUGUUGUUGUU
Labrus bergylta (ballan wrasse) is the source of this 555-nucleotide messenger RNA. NCBI's taxonomy places the organism in Eukaryota, Metazoa, Chordata, Actinopteri, Labriformes, Labridae. The record is from RefSeq and is a predicted model, not a curated record.